Triticum dicoccoides is the source of this 952-nucleotide messenger RNA. RefSeq names its product 7-methyl-GTP pyrophosphatase-like. The record is from RefSeq and is a predicted model, not a curated record. Gene Ontology annotation, molecular function: nucleoside triphosphate diphosphatase activity. Lineage: Eukaryota; Viridiplantae; Streptophyta; Magnoliopsida; Poales; Poaceae. The coding region runs from base 173 to 805 and encodes 210 amino acids. The transcript is spliced from 9 exons.
UCUACUCUUAAUCCCCUCUGCGUCUUAAACUAUUACUGUCAAACUCGAACUCUGACAAACCCAAGGCUUCGGAUACUUGGAAUCCAAGGAAGCAGCAGAGCCAUUUAACAAUAUCUGAGCCUCUUCACGGUUCAGAUCCCUCACCCGAGCUCCGCACGAGAAGAAUUUAGGCAUGGCUUCCACCUGCAACAGCUCCUCAUCGUUCAAGAUCAUACUCGGGUCGUCGUCGCCGGCGCGCCGCGCGAUCCUGUCAGACAUGGGAUACGAGUUCACCGUCAUGAGCGCUGACAUCGACGAGAGGGCCAUCAGGAGGGAGAAGCCGGAGGAGCUAGUCAAAGCCUUGGCCGAAGCCAAGGCCGACACCAUUCAACUGAACCUUCGUAAUCGAGACAGCAGAGAUCUGCCUACCCUUCUGAUCACUUCUGACCAGGUUAAGGUGAGCAAAGGGGUGAUACGGGAGAGGCCGACAAGCACGGAGGAAGCCAGGGAAUUCAUCAAGGGGUACUCGGGUGAUGUAGCGUUUGCAGUGAACUAUGUUCUGGUGACCAACCUGAGCACCGGGGGUAGGAAAGGGGGUUGGGAUAUACCUGAGAUCUAUUUUCACCACAUACCAGACGAGUUCAUAGAAAAAGUCGUGAAGGAAGGAGGCAUGACUUGCGUGGCUGGGGGCCUUAGGCUGAUGCAUCCAUCAGCUUUGCCCUUCAUCAAGGAACUAGUCGGUACGAUGGAUAGUGUUCGAGGACUUCCAAGGAACCUCACCGAGAAGCUCAUUCGAGAAUCACUACAAGAAACUGUUGAAAUGUAGGAUGUCGUUAUUCUCUUUACUAUUCAAAUCUUACAAGGAGAUAAGAUGUGUACAAUCCAGGAGUCUUGCUCCUUGUUGUAUACUAGAACAAUAGAACAACCCAAUGUGUUCAAGUAAGAGUCUAGAAAAUUUCCAAAAAAAAGUAAG